UGAGCCAUUCCCUCGUUGCGAGCGCGACGCGACGCGUCUUGCCACAAACAAUGCGGAUCGAAGAACUCGUCCUCGAAGGAUUUAAGUCAUACCCGGUUCGCACCCAGAUAACGGGCUGGGAUCCCUCAUUCAACGCCAUAACGGGCCUCAAUGGCUCUGGCAAGUCAAAUAUCCUUGACGCGAUAUGUUUCGUGCUUGGAAUUACGAACAUGUCGUCCAUGCGUGCCCAGAACCAACAGGAUCUCAUAUACAAGAGGGGGCAGGCUGGUGUGACGAAAGCAAGCGUGACGAUAGUGUUCGACAAUUCAGAUAGAUCUACCAGUCCUGUUGGGUUGGAAAAUUGUAAACAAAUUACAGUGACUCGACAGAUCGCCCUGCCGAACAUAUCGAAAUACCUACUCAAUGGUCAUAAAUCCACUCAACAUACGAUUCAAACUCUCUUCCAAAGUGUUCAGUUGAAUAUCAACAAUCCCAACUUUUUGAUCAUGCAAGGGCGAAUCACGAAGGUAUUGAACAUGAGGCCCCAAGAGAUUUUGGGUAUGGUGGAGGAAGCCGCCGGUACUCGCAUGUUUGAGGAAAGGAAAGACAAGGCGAAGAAGACGAUGGGGAAGAAGGAUAAACGCGUCCAGGAGAUUACCUCACUCCUUGUUGAGGAGAUUACUCCAAAACUCGACACCCUCCGUGAAGAGAAGCGCGCCUUUCUUCAAUGGCAGAAAUCUUGCUCUGAGCUGGAACGUAUCGGACGCGUUCUUCGAGCCUGGGAAUGGACAGAGGCUCAGGAGCGGGUUGACCAGAAGAAGGCCGAGGUGGAAGAGAAGGAGAAAGAAGUCAACAGGGCUCGGAAGGGUAAGGCAAAGUGCCUGAAAGAGAUUGAGGCUGCCGAGAGGGAUGCAGAAUCUGUGGUAACUCAACGAGACAAGGAACUGAAAAAGGGCGGGAAGUACAAGAAAUUGGAAGAAGACGUGGGCGAGCUGGAGAAGGCUGUGGUCAAGAUCAAGACACAGGUCGACCUAAAGAAAAGCACGAUCGAAGACGAGGUGAAGAAGACUCAAGAACUCGAAGAUGAACUGAAAGAGACAGAUGGUCUUCUGGCAGACAAACGCAUACAGGUCAACGAGCUCACCGCCUCCCAUGCUGCCGUCAAGGAGAAACAUGCAGAACUUCAGACCGCUCUUAACUCAUCUGAGGAGCUCCUGCAGACUCUACUCACUGGACUUUCAUCUCGGAAGGACGGUCAGACUGGCGGGGGUUACAUGGGUCAAUUGGCUGAAGCCAAAGCUCGUUUGGCCCAAGGUACCGCAGAGGAAGAGCAAAGCCGAGUGAAGCUAGGCAUGAGCGAAAGGGAGCUUAAAGCAUUACAGGCGAGGUGGAAAGAAGUGGAACGGGAAGCUGGCGAAGGUCGAAGACAACUAGAUGUAAUGCAGGCAGAGGUCGCCAAGUUCAGGAAGAAGAUCUCCGAAAGUGGAUGGAGUGCUGAAAAAGAGCAAGACAUUGAAACUGCACUCCGAAAUGCCAGGGCGGAAGUUCGCCACUUAACGGAGCAACGCGAUGGCGUGAAACAACGCCUCUCUUUCCUUGAUUUCAACUAUUCAACACCAUCUCCCAGCUUCGAUAGGACAAAGGUGAAAGGGCUUGUGGCCUCGCUGAUUUCACUCGAUCAGCCAAAUUAUAACAAAUCCACUGCACUUGAAAUCACAGCUGGUGGCAGGCUGUACAAUGUCGUUGUAGAGAAUGAACUCGUCGGCAAGGAGCUCCUUCAGAAUGGCCGUCUGAAGAAACGAGUUACCAUCAUUCCUCUCAACAAGAUUAAUGCUUCAAAAAUGGCUCCUCAGAAACUGCAAGCUGCUCAACGACUCGCUCCCGGAAAAGUGCACCUUGCGCUUUCCCUUGUCGGGUACCCGCAGGAAGUAGCGAACGCUAUGACAUACGUCUUUGGAGAAACUCUCAUCUGUGACGACGCCGAAUCCGCCAAGCUUGUUACGUUUGCUCCACAAGUGGGAGCGAAGUCCGUAACUUUGGAUGGAGAUGUGUAUGACCCAUCUGGUACGCUCAGCGGCGGUUCUGCGCCAAGCAGUAAUGGCGUUCUUGUCAAAGUGCAGGAGAUUCUGGAGGUCGAGGGGCGGUUAGGCGAGGCUCGCGGACGUCUUGAGGUCCUCGAAAGAAAUUACGAAACAGAACGCGAAGGUAGGGAGAGGUGGAAGAAGAUGGCGAAGGAGCUUGACAUCAAAGAGCACGAAAUGAAACUCUUGGAGGAGCAAGUAGGAGGAAGCAAUGCAGCUCGCAUCGGUGCCGAAGUCGAAGCCAUGAAGCAGACCAUCGAAGACCUCAAAACAGCUGUGCAGAAUGCCAAGGACAAGCAGAAGGCCGCGAAGGAGGAGUGCAAAAAGCUCGAGAAGGACAUGGACGAGUUUAAGAACAACAAAGAAGGCAAGAUUGAUGAACUCAAGGCCGAUGUCAUGAAGCAAAAGGCUGCACUCCAGAAGCACUCUGUUCUAGUCAAGACACAGCAGAAAGAGGUCCAUACCGCAACUCUUGAACUGGAGCAAAUGGACAAAGAUAUCGAGUCUACGAAGGGCACCCUUGCUUCAGCUAAUGCCGGAAUUGAAAAACUUCAAAAGGAGUUGAACAAGCUCGAGGAACACAUGGUCUCCAAAGAGAAUGAAUUCGCAAAAGCCGAACAGAAACUAGCUGAGGAGCGUGCUACUCUUACACGAUUCGACAACGAGCUCAAGGAAUUGGAACGUGCGAUCAAAGACAAGAAACAGGCUAUUUCUGAUGCGGACCUGCACAUCAAGCAACUGGAGCAUGACGUUCAAAGCCUUAGCAAAGAGCAGACGGCCGCCGUAAACUUCAUAGCUAGUUUGGAGAAGCAGUACGAUUGGAUUGUCGAAGAGCAUGAGUCGUUUGGACAACCUGGAGGACAGUACGACUUUAGCUUAGUGGAUGUUGGUCGUCUUAAGGAGAAGGCACGCGAACUUGAAGCGCAACAAAAGGGUAUGAAGAAGAAGAUCAACCCCAAGGUCAUCAAUAUGAUCGAUAGCGUCGAAAAGAAAGAGGCCUCGCUGAAGAAGAUGCUGGCCACCGUUUUGAAAGAUAAGGAGAAGAUCGAACAGACGAUCGACGAGCUGGAUCGAUACAAGCUUGAUGCUCUUGAGAAGACAUGGUCGAAGGUCAACGGGGACUUCGGUGGAAUCUUCGCUGAAUUGCUACCGGGCAACUUUGCCAAGCUGCAACCACCUGAAGGCCAAGACCUCACACAAGGUCUCGAGGUCAAAGUUCAGCUUGGCUCCGUGUGGAAACAGAGUUUGACGGAGCUCAGUGGCGGACAACGGUACAUAUCUCGGAUAUCUCUGUGGUGCCCUAUCGCUGACUCCGCCGGCAUCCCCUUGCUAGCUCUCUUAUCGCAUUGUCUUUGAUCAUGUCCCUCCUCCAGUUCAAACCGGCGCCCAUGUACAUUCUGGAUGAGAUUGAUGCGGCGCUGGAUCUCUCUCAUACCCAACAUAUUGGACAGCUCUUCCGAACGCGCUUCAAAGGCUCACAGUUUAUUGUUGUUAGCUUGAAGGAAGGCUUGUUCACCAACGCCAAUGUUCUAUUCCGAACGCGCUUCAGAGAUGGAACUUCCGUCGUGGAGCGAACCGCUCAACGAAGUACUAGCUCGCUGUAUGAAAAGGAGAACGACAAUGACAGUCGUGCACGACGGAGGGCUGUAUCAUAGAGGGAUUAAUCAUAGUUAGUUUCUGUGUACUUGCAGGUGAUCCGUAUGUUCUAUUAUGCUUGUCUCUCUCGCUACUUUCAUCGUUAUAUUGAUAGAAUUUGUGUCUGUAUCAAUACAAUAGAUUAUGCAAUGGAAUGGGUGUCAAAACUCGUAAAAGAAUUUUUCUUCAUUACUUACUUGCUGCCGUUCCUGAAACACAGCAUGUCUUCCCAGUGACAUAAUAAGUAUGUCGGCGGCGCUGAUGCAAAUAAAAGCAUAAUUCCCUGGA
Somion occarium is the source of this 3983-nucleotide messenger RNA. The record is from the annotation of a GenBank genome assembly. NCBI's taxonomy places the organism in Eukaryota, Fungi, Basidiomycota, Agaricomycetes, Polyporales, Cerrenaceae.